GUUUGUGUAUCAGCCUGUGUGUGUGUGUGGGAGGUGUUUGUGCAAUAGAGGCCCGGCUGGUUUCCUUGGCUGUGAACAUGUAAAUCCAGCGUGUGAGCCCGCCUCCACCUGAGAAACAGGAAGAGGACAGACAGGUGAUGAGAGCGGAGGAGGAGCUGCUCAGGCACCUGCUGUGGCCAAACUCAGAACCACACAGGACCGGAUGGGUCCACAAAAAUGAGCUCCUCGCUGGUCUAGUAGAGACAGAAAGACCCGAGGAGACAGACUCGGCUCUGUCUGAAUUCAACCGGCCCCCUCCUCUUCCUCAUUCCGUCAUCCUGUUUACCUGCUUGAAGGGUUUCAAUGGAGCUCUGUGUGAGUGAGGGGGCAGGGACAGCCGCUGCAGCUUCAACUCCGGCUGAAAGUUUCCACUCAGACUGAAGCCAGUGAAAGAGGACCUUUCCAAAUAGUUAUAAAAAGUUUUCUUUUGCCGUCAGGUGAAAUGGGUAAAAUGGCCCAUAGACUCAAAAUAUCUCUUUUUCUGUGGCUUCUGUUGGGUAUUUGUGAGGCUGGAAGGCAGAUGUCUAAACUUUCCAACAAGAAACUCUGUGCUGACUCUGAAUGCAGCCAUCCCAUUUUGAUGGCCCGAGCAACACAGGACUACUACCCUGCAGACUGCAGGUUCAUCCCCAUUCGACAGGGACAGCUUGUUUACGUCUAUUCCAUGCUGAAAGACAGAGGGAACCUUUUCUGGGCUGGCAGCGUGCAAGACUCUUAUUACGGGGAACAGGAAGCUCGCAUCGGUCACUUUCCCAGCAGUGUGGUGGAGGAGCUGCAGCCUCUGAUGCCCGCCAACACUGAAGUUAAAACUACUAAGUGGGACUUCUACUGCAACUGAUCCAGUCACUGCAAAGGAUGAUUUCAACUCUAACACAAAGACAGCCUUUGAUUUAGCUUACAUUCAUUUCAUUCUGUAAAAAUGAUAAACAACAUCAAAAGGUG
Molecule: messenger RNA, 981 nt
Organism: Oryzias melastigma (Indian medaka)
Lineage: Eukaryota; Metazoa; Chordata; Actinopteri; Beloniformes; Adrianichthyidae
Gene: mia
Product: MIA SH3 domain containing
Exons: 4
Coding region: 482-877 (131 amino acids)
Biological process (GO): extracellular matrix organization
Molecular function (GO): protein binding
Source: RefSeq, a predicted model, not a curated record